Messenger RNA from Penicillium odoratum, 1683 nucleotides. Its product is annotated as Zinc finger C2H2. The record is from RefSeq and is a predicted model, not a curated record. Lineage: Eukaryota; Fungi; Ascomycota; Eurotiomycetes; Eurotiales; Aspergillaceae. The coding region runs from base 1 to 1683 and encodes 560 amino acids. The transcript is spliced from 6 exons.
AUGCGUACUCAGCAUGACCCAACGUUGAGUUAUGUGGGUAAUGUUGUAGAUUUUGGGGAGCAUAGUAACAAUGAAAUCCAGCGGGCGGUGCUUCCACGAACAGAAUCUGGUUAUAGUGACAAAUUGCUCCUUUUCGAUAAAUUUGUCAAGUUACACCCACAGGCCGUCAUCCCUCCGGACAUCAGAACAUGUAGGGCUUUCCUUGAGUGGAUUGCUAAGGGCAUGAACGGUCGGAUCGAAGAAAGGCCCACUGUCGAGACCAUCAAAGGCUUUAUUAGGCAAUUCGCAACUGGAAUGAAGAGAGAAAGAAACUUUAACUUCCCAGAAGCCAGUAGGACUACUAUCAAUGAGUACAUCUUGGGAGAACUAAAAGCAAAGAUCCCUCUCUCGACCGCGCAAAUGAACAAAGAUGGUGGUGUGUCUCCGAAUGAUUUGACUAUCUUGAUGACUCAAUUGUGGUGUCGCGACCACCAUGAGUAUCGUGGAAAUCCCAACGACCGGGCCAGGAUUCAACUAAGCGCCGCAAUUCUUCUAUAUUGCUUUACAUCUGCACGCACAGGGGAGGUCCACGAAUCAACCGCUCGGAGAAAGAAGGCCCAAGAUAUCGGGGUGGAUAGCGAGGAUGCCGAAUUAGAAGCCCGCGUGCUGGCUGCCUGUUAUAAGCAUUUUGAACUCACCGUUGAGACUGUGGAUGUGUACGCCGAGGAUGUGCCGAUAUUCCUCAAUGUUUUGACAUUCUUUUUACCAAUGGCAAGCGCAGACAAAGCUUUUAGGAAUUACAGUUCAGUGAGCGAGAUCCUAGAUGCUGUGGAAAUGUAUGAGCGAGUCGGUCCUUUGGAGGACAAAAUUCUUGAGGUGAUUCAUGUCCGAGAAGAGAUGAGAGAUAUGCCGGUCUUUCGCCAAUAUCUGGAGCAUAACGUGGAUCAUUUCAAAGGCCAUGCCAGGGGAGCGGACGCCUUCGGAAAGGCCUUAGUCCACCUUGGUCAUAGAAGUGGCUACACGCUGAAUAUCACUGUUCGGGCGUGUCGAAGAUGGGCUUUACAGGAAGCAGACAAGACCCAUUCUGAGACUGCAAGAAUGAGAUUCGCCGGGCAAACCAAUCGCGACACAUACGGAAAGUCCUACGCGCAUCCUCUCAGUGAGGUGGAUGGACCAGCAAACUAUCUCGGAAUUGCCAGCAGACAAGAGCAUAUUCAGAAUCGUCGAGGGAUGGGUCUUUACCGCAAUUCGUCAUUAUCACAGCUUCUUCCUGCAAAAGCUGAAUAUGAGUUUCUCGCCCGAGAAGAUAUUUGUGAUCUUGACCGAAUGAUGGCAAAGUUGAGUUUGCAACUCUCAGGGGCCACGCCAGAAGAAAAGCACAAGAUCCAACUUCAACAGAAGAGGGUAUAUAACGAGAAACGAGGCCUCUAUAAUAAAGAGCUCCGAAAGGUUGAAAGGCAAUCCGGAAAGCAACAUGGAAGUAUUUACACUGAAACAAUGUUCCACUACAGGAGAAGGGUGAUGCCUCAUCGAGACUUCUUGGCUAACGCAUUACUCGGCAAGGUCAGCCUCCGGAGCUUAGAUGGGAGAAGAAUACUACAGGCGUUGGAGUCUCUCUGUAGCGAAACGCACACGGUUGCAUACCGCGAUAGCCUCAGCCCUUUAGACAAAGCCUGUCUCUGUGGAAAGUCGAUCAAAGAGUAG